CUGGGAAGGCAGCAGCACCAGAUCCAAGAUGGCGGCCAGCAGGAGGCUGAUGAAGGAGCUUGAAGAAAUCCGCAAAUGUGGAAUGAAAAACUUCCGUAACAUCCAGGUUGAUGAAGCUAAUUUAUUGACUUGGCAAGGGCUUAUUGUUCCUGACAACCCUCCAUAUGAUAAGGGGGCCUUCAGAAUCGAAAUCAACUUUCCAGCAGAGUACCCAUUCAAACCACCGAAGAUCACAUUUAAAACAAAGAUCUAUCACCCCAACAUCGAUGAAAAGGGGCAGGUCUGUCUGCCAGUAAUUAGUGCUGAAAACUGGAAGCCAGCAACCAAAACCGACCAAGUAAUCCAGUCCCUCAUAGCACUGGUGAACGACCCCCAGCCCGAGCACCCGCUUCGGGCUGACCUAGCUGAAGAAUACUCUAAGGACCGUAAAAAAUUCUGUAAGAAUGCUGAAGAGUUUACAAAGAAAUAUGGGGAAAAGCGACCUGUGGACUAAAAUCUGCCGCGAUUGAUUCCAGUGAGUGUGAGCAGAGACCCGAGCAGUGCAUUCAGACACCUCGCAAAGCAGGACUCUGUGGAAAUUGACAUGUGCCACCGCCUGGCGUUCGCUUGUGGCAGUUACUAACUUUCUACAGUUUUCUUAAUCAAAAGUGAUAUAGGUAACCUGUAAAGAAAGGAUUAAAAAUUUAAGAUGUUCUAGUUCUGCUCUCUUUGUUUUAAAAAUCACUGCUUCAAUCUACUCUAAAAGAAUGGUGUUUCUUUUCUUGGUCCAAAUUUAUCCAAAGUCUUCAAUUUACAUUUAGACCUUAAAGUUUAACAUAAAACGUUGUGGUUCCCUUUCUUCCCCUGCCCUUGCAGCUCCCACUUUCUGGCAUUCAGUUGAUUUUUCACUCGUUCACUUCCCCAGACCCAGGCCCUGUCUCCUCCACAAAGGAGAGAAGACGGCUCUCUCCAGUCUGGUGGCUUCUCUUCUCCCAUAUUGCACUGCCCAGUGUGGGAGUUUGUUCAAAUUAUACUGGCUCCAAUUUAUAACAUCCUUUUUUAAAAAACUUAAAAAGCAAACUAUCACCGCCACCACCCCCCAAAAAAAAGCUGUGAAAAGGGAGGCCCAGCUCUUAUGUAAAAAAUCUGGCCAAUGUUACCACAAUAACGUUGAUUAAAUGGCAACCUAGUGUCUGUGUGUGUGACUGAACUCCAGCCUGGCCCGGCCUGCUUGGGAAAACCCUGCAAUAUCAGGCCUGUGGCCACCCCAGGGCAGGGCCUGCCAGCCAGAGGACACUGCACUUGUGCGAGGAAUUUUUCAUCAGGGAGGCUCCUGAGGUCGAAGGUUGGUGCUCCUCCCUGCAGCCAUUUUAGAAGAUGUGUUGGUCAUUGCAGACAACGCUAAAGCCAGAAUGUCUCGUUGAAAUUCCACGGUCACCUGUCAGCAAGCUCCAUCUGAAUGUGCCACAGAGCUCGCUCUCCAACUCCUCAGUGCAGCAGCCCCACUUCAGCCCUCCCUCAGCACGGUUUGACUCUGCGGGGUUGGAAUUGGCAGGACUCGGCUAUAGCCAGCACCAGUCCGGGGUCACUGGAACCCUGCUGGCCUCUUCUUUCGAAGCAGCGGGCCAGGCCAGCUCAGCCCAGGAACAAGACGGCCUUCCCUCUCCCUCUGGACUCACAGCCUUUGCAGAGUCAAGCUCCACUUGAAGCUCACUCAAUAAUAUCCUUUACAUGUGUUUUAUAUUGUUUUGACUGCCUUUUUUUGUAGAAAUAAAAAUUGACCUUAGACUUUAUCCUCA
Messenger RNA from Pteronotus mesoamericanus, 1778 nucleotides. It is a transcript of the gene UBE2L3, whose product is annotated as ubiquitin conjugating enzyme E2 L3. The coding region runs from base 29 to 493 and encodes 154 amino acids. Lineage: Eukaryota; Metazoa; Chordata; Mammalia; Chiroptera; Mormoopidae. The record is from RefSeq and is a predicted model, not a curated record. The transcript is spliced from 4 exons.